Messenger RNA from Ceratosolen solmsi marchali, 588 nucleotides. Its product is annotated as longitudinals lacking protein, isoform G-like. NCBI's taxonomy places the organism in Eukaryota, Metazoa, Arthropoda, Insecta, Hymenoptera, Agaonidae. The transcript has a single exon. The coding region runs from base 27 to 548 and encodes 173 amino acids. Gene Ontology annotation, cellular component: nucleus. The record is from RefSeq and is a predicted model, not a curated record. Gene Ontology annotation, biological process: regulation of gene expression.
UGUUUGUGUGCGUGGCUGUUACAGGCAUGGGUGCUCUCCUCUCUCUCCUGCGUUCGGACUACAAGCACCAGAUCAGCAAACAUCGAAGCCGACCGGCCACCCGGAGUACUACCGAGCACCGAGGCGGCUUCAACUCGUCAAUGUUGCGCGAUCGCCGUAGCCUCGACACCGGGAGUAACAGUAGUGGAGGCGGUGGAGGGGUCGGUAAUAAUAACCACAAUAACGGUAACAGCCUCGAGGGCGAACGCUCGGCGAGGGAGGUCGUGUUCCCGGACUCGUUCGAGGUUCUGCCCCAGCCGCGUUCCGACCUUAGCGUCGUCUACAUGGGCGUCUCUCACGAGCAGCAGCGCAAGUUCCGCUGCAGGUUCUGCGGCAAAGGCUACAGGUGGAAGAGCACCAUGAGACGACACGAGAUGGUCGAGUGUGGGGGGAAGCCACCCGCGUUCCAGUGCCCCCAGUGCCCCUACAAGGCCAGGCAGAGGGGCAACCUGACCGUGCACUUCAAACGCCACCACCAGAAGAUGGAAAUGUUCGACGACAGCGCCUAGGAUUUCUUUCUUCAUCUUAUUCUUCUGCUUCCUCUGCUUC